Messenger RNA from Brienomyrus brachyistius, 2025 nucleotides. Its product is annotated as suppressor of tumorigenicity 7 protein homolog. Lineage: Eukaryota; Metazoa; Chordata; Actinopteri; Osteoglossiformes; Mormyridae. Bases 292 to 1830 code for a protein of 512 amino acids. The transcript has 16 exons. The record is from RefSeq and is a predicted model, not a curated record.
AAAUGCACAGAAACUCGCACUUAUUCUGCUCAUAUAGAGGUUCACCUAAUGAGCGUUUUAAUGCGUUUAGCGCGGUUGCUGCGCUUAAAUGACAAGCGAAAGUGCCGCCUCGGAUGUAGAAAGUGCCUCCGCUUUUUGUCACAUGUCCUCCAAUACAGAACUUAAGGGGUAUUUUAGGGAGUGUUUUUAUGCCAUGAAGUCGCGUUUCUUGUUGCAGCUUCAUGCUUCGCGUUGCAUUUCAAUAUCACCAUUUUAAGUGAUGUUCUUAUAUCGUCAGCGCCCAGCCCAGCCAUGUUCGGCACUGAAUCUUCACUGAGCAUGUUCCUCAACACCUUAACCCCCAAGUUCUACGUGGCUCUGACCGGAACAUCAUCCCUGAUAUCUGGUCUCAUUCUGAUAUUCGAAUGGUGGUACUUUAGGAAGUACGGGACUUCCUUCAUCGAGCAGGUGUCCGUUAGUCACUUACGCCCUCUGCUGGGGGGCGUCGAUAACAGCUCACCCAGCAACUCCAAUCCCAGCAACAGUGAUGCAGAUUCCAGUCGACAAAGUGUGUCAGAAUGUAAGGUGUGGAGGAAUCCACUGAAUUUAUUCAGGGGGGCAGAGUACAACAGGUACACAUGGGUGACAGGGAGAGAGCCUCUCACCUACUACGACAUGAACCUGUCUGCCCAGGACCACCAGACCUUCUUCACCUGCGACUCGGACCACCUGCGCCCCGCCGAUGCCAUAAUGCAGAAGGCCUGGAGAGAGAGGAACCCUCAGGCCAGGAUCUCCGCCGCUCAUGAAGCUCUGGACAUAGAGGACUGUGCCACUGCAUACAUCCUGCUGGCGGAGGAAGAGGCCACCACCAUCGUGGAAGCCGAGAAGCUCUUUAAGCAGGCGCUGAAAGCUGGAGAGGGCUGCUACCGCCGCAGCCAGCAGACACAGCACCACGGCACACAGCACGAGACGCAGCACAGACGAGACACUAAUGUCCUGGUGUAUAUUAAGAGGCGGCUCGCCAUGUGCUCCCGGAAGCUGGGAAGAACACGGGAAGCUGUCAAGAUGAUGAGGGAUUUAAUGAAGGAGUUCCCUCUCCUCAGUAUGUUCAAUAUCCACGAAAACCUGCUGGAGUCCCUGCUGGAGCUGCAGGCCUAUGCAGACGUGCAGGCCGUCCUGGCCAAGUAUGAUGAUAUUAGUUUACCCAAAUCCGCAACAAUAUGCUACACAGCAGCGCUGUUGAAAGCCAGGGCUGUAUCAGAUAAGUUCUCCCCAGAGGCAGCGUCACGGCGAGGCUUGAGCCCGGCAGAGAUGAACGCUGUUGAAGCCAUACACAGAGCGGUGGAGUUUAACCCACAUGUACCCAAAUACCUCUUAGAGAUGAAAAGCUUAAUUCUGCCCCCCGAGCACAUCCUGAAGAGGGGUGACAGCGAGGCCAUCGCAUAUGCCUUUUUUCACCUACAGCACUGGAAGAGGGUAGAGGGAGCACUCAACCUGCUGCACUGCACCUGGGAGGGCACUUUCCGGAUGAUCCCAUACCCCCUGGAGAAGGGCCAUCUCUUCUACCCAUACCCCGUCUGCACAGAGACAGCAGAUCGAGAGCUGCUACCAACAGUCUUCCACGAGGUGUCUGUCUACCCCAAGAAGGAGCUGCCCUUCUUCAUCCUCUUCACGGCCGGCCUCUGCUCCUUCACUGCCAUGCUGGCCCUACUCACUCACCAGUUCCCAGAGCUCAUGGGGGUCUUUGCAAAGGCUUUCCUCAGCACCCUUUUUGCGCCACUGAACUUCAUCAUGGAGAAGGUGGAGAACAUACUGCCAUCCAGUCUGUGGCACCAGCUGACACGCAUCUAGGACUGGACCGUCAAGCGGCCCCUGAGCCGAGGUCUUGUUGGACUCCAAAGGCAUGAUGGGAAAAGGGAGAAGCAGUAUUGCCUUGGUUUGACUUUUCGUUUCCAUGUAAAACUGGUUUUGUUGUACAGUAAGGUGGUUAUCAUCUGCCUUCAGAUGAGAGCUGAAGGGAAAAAUAAAUUUCAAAAAUUCAAAGGA